AUGUGUCAUGGUUUACCUCGGCUUUUCAUUGCCGGUCAUCAUGCAGUUUACUGGGUCGGGUCCAUCACCUACCAAGAAGCCGAGCACGGUGACAUGCGUGGAUCAGCCCAACCUGGUCCCAUCCAGUUGACACUAUACGGCCGAGUUUCGUCUUCACUCAAGUUGCUCAAACAUUACCUCGGCUUUUCUUUGCCGGUCAUGGUCCAGUAUUCGGUCAUGCAGUUUACUGGGUCCAUGACUUCCCAAGAAGCCGAGCACGGUGACGUUCACAAGGCAGUGAAAUAUAUUAUGCACACCCCCGGUUCAAAAUCCCUACCAAGUUUAUACCGACCAAUGUUUCUUGUAAACAUACCCAUGUUGGAACGGGUCUGGCUCAAACAACCGCACUCGGCUGCCUGA
Molecule: messenger RNA, 399 nt
Organism: Laccaria bicolor S238N-H82
Lineage: Eukaryota; Fungi; Basidiomycota; Agaricomycetes; Agaricales; Hydnangiaceae
Exons: 3
Coding region: 1-399 (132 amino acids)
Source: RefSeq, a predicted model, not a curated record